This is a messenger RNA of Hordeum vulgare subsp. vulgare (domesticated barley), 1185 nucleotides long. RefSeq lists its product as uncharacterized. The record is from RefSeq and is a predicted model, not a curated record. Bases 16 to 912 code for a protein of 298 amino acids. The transcript is spliced from 4 exons. Lineage: Eukaryota; Viridiplantae; Streptophyta; Magnoliopsida; Poales; Poaceae.
CCCAUUAGUAUUAUCAUGCGCCUCAUCCUCCUCCCCGUCCAGUACUCCACCGGAACGGAGCUCAUGGGCCUCAAAGCCACCGUCUUCCUCUCCGUCCCCGCCGCCGUCACGCUCCACCGCCACCACCUCCUCUGCCCCUCCUCCUACUCAUCGAGGAGCAGCAGGAUCUCAGCAGCGGUGAUGGCCACGGCGGUGCAGCCGGCGGUGGUGGUGGGCGGCGGCAGGGUCGGCCAGGCGCUGCUCUCCAUGGGCCCCUCCUCCGGCGGGGACCUCCUUCUCCGCCGCGGCGAGGCGCUUCCGCCCUCCGCGCCGGCCGGUCCCAUCCUCGUCUGCACCCGCAACGACGACCUCGACGGGGUGCUCGAGGCCACACCCAAGUUCCGGUGGCAAGACCUCGUCUUCUUCCAGAACGGGAUGCUGGACCCGUGGCUGGAGAGCAAGGGCCUGGCCGGCGCCAACCAGGUGCUCGCCUACUUCGCCGUCUCCAAGCUCGGGGAGCCCCCCGUCGACGGCAUCACCGACGCCAACCCCGAGGGCCUCACCGCCGCAUUCGGCAACUGGGCGCCCGCCGUCGCCGCCCGGCUGCACAACGGAGGCCUCACCUGCAAGGUGCUUCACAAGGGAGCCUUCGAGAAGCAAAUGCUGGAGAAGCUCAUCUGGAUUUCAGCCUUCAUGCUCGUCGGAGCUCGGCAUCCAGGGGCCACUGUCGGCGCGGUCGAGGAAGAAUACCGAUCCGAGGUAUCCAGCCUCAUAGCGGAGUUAGCAUCUGCUGCGGCUGCAGAGCGGGGCCUAUCUUUCGACGAGGGCAUGGAAGAGCGGCUCUGCGCCUACUCUAGAGCCGUGGCGCACUUCCCGACCGCUGUCAAAGAGGCAGUUCAAGUGGAGGAAUGGCUGGUUCUACUCCCUCACUGAAAAGGCCCUCGCCCAAGACAAGCCAGAUCCUUGCCCACUCCACACGGCUUGGCUCAAGGAGAUUAAGGUCAUAUAGAGAACCUUUUUUGUGUGCACACAAACACGAUGCGAUGGAGAAAACAACUAAUAGUAUUUUUGCAUGGAGACAGACUAUUUUGUGAUUUACAUCCUCCAGUAACCGUAAACUGGAGUGCCUGAGUCCUGUAUGUUUAUGACAUGUGUGUUGGCACUAUUCAACUGUAGCAGCUGUUAGCGUUAAGCAGGUUCCGGAUA